This is a messenger RNA of Oldenlandia corymbosa var. corymbosa, 3804 nucleotides long. Lineage: Eukaryota; Viridiplantae; Streptophyta; Magnoliopsida; Gentianales; Rubiaceae. The record is from the annotation of a GenBank genome assembly.
UUUUAGAAUUUGACCAUCUUCCUUGGUGCAGUCUUCCAGCUCUCCGCCCUCCUUCCUUUUCUUUGUUCCCUCACCACCGGCCCCCGCCACGGGUCCUGUCUCCGGCGCCAGCUUCACUGCCACCGUGUCGUCGCUUCCUCUACUUCUGACUCCGGUGCCAGCUUUGGCCUUAAACGUUACGGUAAGAAUCCUCAGGUUGGACUGGGAGAGGCUUCAAAAUUAUGCGCAUAGGACGGCUAUUAAGGGGUGCCAUUCCUCGGACGUGCUUCGCAAAAAGGUUAUCAUCGUUUGUCAAUCUCCCAACCAAACCACGCAAGAAGUCCAGUUAUCCCAAAUCCACCAGAGAAAGAUCCAUAGUAAAGCAGGGGCCGAAAAGAGUAGUCUCAGACUCAGACAUUGUAAAAUGCAAUAUCGCCAUAACAAACAACAUGCGAAGUGCACAAUGCAGCGCCGCGUUACAGCUGUUCAAUUCCAUGCAUCGAAAGACCUCGGUCACCUGGAACACUAUGAUUUCGGGGUACUUGUCAAAUGGCCAAUUUGAACUCGCUCGAGAAAUGUUUGACAGUAUGCCGUGUAGAGACUCUGUUUCCUGGAAUGUGAUGAUUAGCGGGUACAUUAAGAAUGGGAAUCUUGGGGCAGCGAAAUGUUUGUUCGAUCAAAUGCCCGAAAGGGAUGUGGUGUCCUGGAAUGCUAUUUUAUCGGGGUAUGCCCAGAAUGGAUUGGUGGAUGAGGCAUGGCGGAUUUUCUGUGAGAUGCCAGUGAAGAAUGAGAUUUCGUGGAACGGGAUUUUGGCAGCUUAUGUGCAGAACGGGAGAAUGGAGGAGGCCAGUAGAUUAUUUGAGUCAAAAGAGUGUUGGGCUAUGGUUUCUUGGAACUGUUUGAUGGGUGGUUAUCUAAAGAAAAGGAUGUUUGCAGAGGCGAGGUGUGUUUUUGAUAGGAUGCCAGAAAGAGAUAAAGUAUCAUGGAACACUAUGAUUUCUUGUUAUGCUCAGAAUGGGGAAAUGGAGGUGGCUAGGAAACUAUUUGAUGAAUCACCUAUUCGGGAUGUAUUUGCUUGGACUUCGAUGGUAUCAGGGUAUGUGCAAAAUGGUAUGUUGGAUGAGGCUAGGAGGGUCUUUGAUGAGAUGCCAGAGAAGAAUGCUAUCUCUUGGAAUGCAAUGAUAGCUGGUUAUGUCCAAUCGAAGAAAGUUGACAUGGCAUGGGAAUUAUUUAACAAAAUGCCUUGUAAAAACAUUAGUUCAUGGAACACAAUGAUAACAUGCUACGCACAAAAUGGUGAUACUGCACGUGCCCGGAGCUUGUUUGACAGGAUGCCUCAUCGUGAUUGCAUCUCUUGGUCAGCAAUUAUUGGAGGUUAUGCUCAGAAUGGUGACAGUGAGGAGGCAUUACAUAUGUUCGCUGAAAUGGAAAGACAUGGGGAAAGGAUGAAUAGAUCUAGUUUUACCUGUAUCUUAAGCAUGUGUGCUGAUAUUGCAGCUUUAGAGUUGGGGAAACAAAUACAUGGGCAAGUAUUUAAGGCAGGAUUUGAGUCUGGAUGCUAUGUUGGGAAUGCACUUCUCGCAAUGUAUUGCAAAUGUGGAUCUAUAGAAGAGGCAUAUGAUGUAUUCAUGGACAUCUCAGAGAAGGACAUUGUUUCUUGGAAUACAAUUAUAAAUGGUUAUGCAAGGCAUGGAUUUGGUAAAGAGGCUCUUAAACUUUUUGAGAAAAUGGAGAGAGAUGGCAUUAAACCUGAUGAGGUUACCUUGGUUGGUGUUUUGUCAGCCUGUAGUCACACAGGCCUGGUAGAAACUGGGACAAACUACUUUUAUUCAAUGACCGAAGAUUAUGGCAUAACUGCAAAUUCUAAGCAUUAUACUUGCAUGAUUGACCUUCUUGGGCGAGCUGGACGCCUGGAUGAUGCUCAGAAGCUGAUGAAGGACAUGCCUUUUGAAGCAGAUGCAGCAACAUGGGGUGCUCUUCUUGGGGCAAGCAGGAUCCAUGGGAAUGCAGAAUUGGGUGAAGAGGCUGCAGAGAUGAUUUUUGAAAUGGAGCCUUGGAAUGCGGGAAUGUAUGUUCUUCUCUCAAAUCUAUAUGCUUCUUCAGGAAAAUGGCGUGAAGUUGGAAAGAUGAGAUUGAAAAUGAGGGAUACUGGCGUGAAGAAAGUACCAGGAUACAGCUGGGUUGAAGUACAAAAUAAGAUCCACAUUUUCUCUGUUGGUGAUUCCACCCAUCCACAAAGUCAUAGAAUUUAUGCCUUCUUGGAAGAGUUAGAUCUUAGGAUGAAGCAUGAAGGUUUUGUCUCUUCUCCAAAGCUGGUCUUGCAUGACGUGCAAGAGGAGGAAAAGGAGCAUAUGCUCAAGUAUCAUAGUGAAAAGUUAGCCGUAGCAUUUGCAAUAUUGAACAUACCAGCUGGGAGGCCUAUACGUGUGAUUAAGAACUUGAGAGUUUGUGUAGAUUGCCAUACUGCCAUUAAGUAUAUAUCCAAAAUUGUUGGUAGAGUGAUUAUCGUACGGGACUCUAACCGGUUUCACCAUUUUAGAGACGGUGUUUGUUCUUGUGGGGACUAUUGGUAAAGUGACCUGUUUAGGAUUGGUAGGCUGUCAAAAUUUGGACACGUGUAGUUCAUCUAUUCAGUCACAGCAGGAAGGGCUGAUGUCAUCAUUUUCACACUCUUCAACACAGCAUGAUGAAUCCGACAAGGUUUGUCCAACACUUGAAAGAUGAUGAUGAACAGUCAAUUCUGGGCCAGAAACUGGUAGUUGUUUUCACUGCAGAUUGAAGAAAUCAGAAACCAAAUGCAUGCGCUGACGGACCGGAUGCAAUUAGUCCAUUUUCCUCCACGCAAAACAAUGCAUAUAUCCUUUGCGCUGAGAAGAUAAAAACAAUAUUAUGUUACUACAACAUAAUGGAGCACAGUUUCCUGAUCAGUUUUUGCCACCACCAUACUCAUUAUGGUAUACCGAUCAAGACCAUCGUUCUCCCUAUUAAGGUAUGUCAGAACUCAGAAGAAUAUCUCUAUGCCGAGCUCUUUUGUCACCUAGCCAUUCCCUCAAUUUUUGGUGACAAGAGUAGGAUUUAACAUGAAAAGAUUUGUUUCCCUUCAUAGUUGAAGCUUGCAGCCAAAUCUUUGGCUUUGAUUUAAGGGAAAUAUAUGCAAAUUGGCCUCAGAACAUGGGAAAGGAGUGAUAUGAGAAUUUAAGGGGGUGUGUCAGGCUUGCUCUACAUCUCUUCCAUGGUAACUCGAGGAGGUUAACUGUUUCUUCUUUUGUCUAUUGGUUAUCUUUGACACAAGUAUUCCAGUAAGUAAUUAUUACUGGCACUGCAGGCAGCAAUCCUUUUACCCAAAAGGGUUGUGGUCAUGGCAGUAAAGAAGAUGCCCAAGUUCAAGACAGAUGAAGGUACAGUAUAUUGUGAGUUUUAACUUAUGUUCAUUUUCCAUUGUCAUGAGAACUAGAUUAUGUCAUGAUUAAGAGCGGAAUAGUUCGAUUAUUGCAUCUCGAGUUGAGUAUGCUUUUGGUUCAACCGAGUUAGCCAGGGCUCGCCAUUGCAGUGUACUGUGAAGCAAAGCUGAUGUCGGUAUGUAAGCCGAUGUUCAAAAAGUGGGAUUUGAACACCAAUGGGAUGAGGCCAAGGGGGAUGCCAAUACACGGGAAUUGGGAUGACGCCACUUCCAGAUGUAGUGGUUCUGGCUUUGGAGGAUCCAAUUUAGUCAUUUCAAAUAAUCAUCUGCGUGAAAUGAUAUUUUCGGAUAUUCUUGUUGAUGCUACUUGCGAGUAAAUAUUUAUGGAGGUCAAAAUUAGAUUGAGCUACAAAUGAAAAUGGUGC